AUGGCUCAUUCAUCGCAAACAUCUUCCGCCGGCACUAGUAAUAAUGGCACACAGCAUCAAUUAGAGCCUUCCUUGCGACAUUUCGCCGACCCCUCAUUCGAUCCUAUUGACUUCAUCAACGACUCUUUCCCGCCAUUAACAUUAUCCGCCUCGCAGCCGCAUGCCUCGAGAGCACCAGGUUCGGUGUCCCUAGGCGAGCUUUCAUCACGAAGCCAGUCGCUUGUCUCACAAACAAGUACCCAGAAUGUCCGACUUUCUGGGAUCCUGACACAGCUCACCGAGGAAAUCCUACGAAGCGGGGGUAGAUUGGCAUACGAAGUGGAAGUGCUACGAGGCGAGUCAAUUAGUCUUGCCGACACCCUAGCUGAAACCCUACACAAGGACAUUAUCAAGUUUGUCCCGGAAGUACAGAAUGAGGGUGAACUGGAGGAUGAACUCAAGGGGGGGGCCAUUGGAACAGAGCGCGAAAAAGCGGGUUCCGUUGCCAAACUCCCCGAGGAGCCAGAGUAUAUCGCUCAGUUGCGGAUCUUAGGUCAAGUGCGCGCUCGACUGGAGGAGGUUAUUCAGACAUUCGGAGAUGCAAUGGAGUGGCCACUUCCCCCGUCGGAGUUGUCGAUUACUUCUUCGUUUAUAUCCGUGUCCGCACCGGAACCUGGUACCGAGAGUCACAGCCGUGAGGAGCGAGGGCAAGAAAUCGCUAAAAAACUCCGCACGGAAAUAACAGAGCUCCUGAAUAGUAAGGGGGGCGGGGAUGCUGGCUUAGCUGCAGCCACAAGGCGACUCGAAGCACUGCGCAAUCUCGGAACUGUUUGGAGAGGCACGGCAGAGGACAAGGCUCGGACCCGUUUUCUAGAUAGCCUUGCAAAGAUCAUUGAGGACCGACGCAGGGCUUUGGAAAACCAACGGGAGCGUGCAUCGAAGAAGGGGAGAUCCUCGAUGGACCAGAUUGCCGAGGAACGCUCCAACACUGAUAGCGGGCCUGGCGGGGGCUUAUUCCGAAACCUCCAGCGUAUUCGCGACGAAAUCUACUUAGAGGAGAGUCGUCGCCGCACCAUGUUCGAGCUCAGCCGCUUUGGCUCGCCAUGGAGGAAUCUGCCUCACAUCCCAUUACGCAUGCCGCGCAUGCGUAUAUCCAGAGUGAUCAUCUAUACUGUCGGCUCUGUCUUGUUUAUUUUCUGCCUGUUUUCUUACAGCUCCAGGAGAGACAGCUCGGCUCCUAAUAUCCAAGUCCCUGGAAAUCAGGAUUGGGAACUUCCUCCGCCUUUUGACCCUUCAAAUUCCGCCUUCCACGUUCUCGUAUCUGCGACGCCCAAGAGUCCUCAACUAUGCCGGACAAUCACUUCUGCAAUGAUAUUAGACUACCCACCCAUGACCCUUCUCAAACCGAACCCCGAGCCGCGGACGGGAUCUACCUCAAACAAAGCUGCGAUUGAAAACGUGCAGUCGAUUCUCACCUUUUUAAAAACAAACAAACGAGUAGGAGACAGAGACCUUGUAUUAAUAGUCGAUAGCGACGACACCUUAUUCCAAUUGCCAUCCGAUAUUCUCAUCGAUCGCUACGGAGAAAUAACACGCCAGAAAAAUGAACAUCUAAGAAGCAAAUACGGUAUGAAGUUUGUUGGGAACGUCGAAGACGAGGGUACUCAUCACCUCGUUCAGAAAUACACUCAAAGAGUAUUAUUUGCUUCUCGAAAGGAUUGCUAUUCAAACCUCACCGACACUGCGGCCUGUGCCAGCGUACCGCAGUCGCCGUUGCCACCAGACAUAUACGGACUCAAAACGGAUAAAAAACAUGAUGGGACCAAAAACAGGCCUCGAUGGAUCGAAUCUAGCAUUAUAAUGGGCCAAACAUUCGAUCUAAUCCCUCUCUACGAGCGAGUGUUGCAAGAAAUGCAGAAGCAACCGUCACGUGCUGGUGACCAAAUGAUGUUCACCCACAUUUUUGGCGCCCAAGAAUAUUCUAGGGAAACAGAAAGGCGAAAGACCAGCAGCCCCUUCAAAGAAUGGCUCUGGGAUUUCGUAGGGAUCUCGGAAGCUUCCAAUAUCACUAAUGUGCGCGCUCACAUACAGCCGGGGGAUCGGCAUGAAUACGGGAUUGGGCUUGAUUAUGAGGGCCAGUUAUUCCUCAAUACAAGGAAAACAACCAGCGAUAUAGAAUGGUUACGGUACCGUGACUUCCGGAAGGCGUCAUCCGUACAAAUAGAGCAUGGAGUCCCGCGAGAAGUGCGUUUAAACCUGCCACUUGAUAUCGAACAAAACCCAUUGAACCCCUUCAAGAAAGACAAAUCAUUGAACAUCCUGACUAGCAAAACUGCGAACAUGUCAAGUAUUGAUGUAAUUCCCCCGUCGUGGAAUUUUACUUGGAACGAUCUUCCGCUGGCAACAUACAUACAAACUGCAGCAGUACCUGCAAUCAUUCACACAAACGGUGAAUCUAGUGUACGUCAAUCAUACUGGGAUCAUAUGUGGUUCCAUCCUUGGUCUCGAGCAUUGUUACGCAAGCAUAUGCGUUCUGGUCAAGUCGAGCCAAUUCAGCAGAUCUCGGCGUUAGGAGCUUCGGAUUUAUUGAAAUAUCCCGACAGAAAAGGAGGCAUGUGGGCUGACAACGAUGAGUGGAUGAGCUUUGAAGAUCUUUGUUCCGGUUUUGAGGAUGCAGUAUUCGGUGACGGACUAGGAGCUUGGGGCGGAGAGAAAUCUAGUACUCUUCGCGCGGUCUAUAACCUCUGGGGUAGACUAAUGGCAGGCAAAGGGCCUAAGACGAAGAAGCUGGGGGAGUCAAAGUCCGAAACAGAGGAAAUAGAGAAAUUAGUGCUUGGAAUAGAAGAGGAAGAGGAAGAGGAAGAGGGCGAAGACUCCAAGUGA
Molecule: messenger RNA, 2862 nt
Organism: Talaromyces atroroseus
Lineage: Eukaryota; Fungi; Ascomycota; Eurotiomycetes; Eurotiales; Trichocomaceae
Exons: 3
Coding region: 1-2862 (953 amino acids)
Source: RefSeq, a predicted model, not a curated record